AUGGCUUGUAAGAUCCCAGCCCGAAAGCAUAAAAUAACCAAUAGCAUAAAAUCCUCCCUUCCCGAAAGGAAGAAUGCUCAUAGAGAUUUGGCAAGGGAGGCUGUGAGAAAGUCACUUGUGCUUCUGAAGAAUGGGAAAAAUGGAACCAUUCCAGUCCUACCUCUUCCUAAGAAGGUGCCCAAAAUCUUGGUUGCUGGUAGUCAUGCUGAUAAUCUGGGUUACCAGUGUGGUGGAUGGACAAUGGCUUGGCAAGGAUUCAGUGGCAACAACAAAACAAGGGGAACCACCAUCCUCGGUGCUAUCAAAUCAACGGUUGAUUCAAGCACAGAAGUUGUCUAUCUUGAGAAUCCUGAUAGUGAUUUUGUCAAGUCCAACAACUUUGAAUAUGCCAUUGUUGUUGUUGGUGAGCACCCUUAUGCUGAGACUGAUGGAGACAGUAUGAACUUAACUAUGGCGGAUCCUGGCCCAAGUGUCAUCACCAGUGUGCGUGAAGCUGUCAAGUGCAUUGUUAUUAUAAUUUCUGGCAGACCUGUUGUGAUUGAACUGUAUGUUUCAUCAAUUGAUGCCCUGGUAGCAGCAUGGUUGCCAGGAACUGAAGGCCAAGGAAUCACUGAUGUCCUUUAUGAUGAGCAUGGAUUCAGUGGAAAGCUUUCGAGAACAUGGUUCAGACGUGUAGAUCAGCUCCCGAUGAAAAUUGGGGAUCCACACUAUGAUCCUCUUUUCCCUUUUGGGUUUGGACUUGAAACUGAGUCAGUUAAGGAGCUCGUAACAAGGUAA
Fragaria vesca subsp. vesca is the source of this 777-nucleotide messenger RNA. Its product is annotated as periplasmic beta-glucosidase-like. The coding region runs from base 1 to 777 and encodes 258 amino acids. The transcript has 3 exons. The record is from RefSeq and is a predicted model, not a curated record. Lineage: Eukaryota; Viridiplantae; Streptophyta; Magnoliopsida; Rosales; Rosaceae. Gene Ontology annotation, biological process: glucan catabolic process. Gene Ontology annotation, molecular function: beta-glucosidase activity.